Anopheles funestus (African malaria mosquito) is the source of this 839-nucleotide messenger RNA. RefSeq lists its product as uncharacterized. Lineage: Eukaryota; Metazoa; Arthropoda; Insecta; Diptera; Culicidae. Bases 1 to 837 code for a protein of 278 amino acids. The transcript is spliced from 3 exons. The record is from RefSeq and is a predicted model, not a curated record.
AUGUUGAGACAACUGGCAGGAAGACACACAACGGUUCCGGUGCCGUCCAUUGCCAAGCUGACUACGGACGGGCAGGACCUGUUGGAUGCGCUGGCACGGUUCUCCUACUUCGAUCGGUGGUCGGACGAGCAGCGGCGGGACUGCUGCCACCGGGCACAGAUCCGUCAGUUCGAACCCGACCAGACCGUGUUCGUCGAAGGGCAGGCACCCGUCAACUAUGCACACUUUAUGCUGAGCGGUGAGUGUGGGUUGCUGCAGUGUUUGCGGCUUCAUCGGCGCCGGGAUCGGCGCACUGGGGCGAAACGAUACCGUCUGUCCAGGGCACAACCGACCGAGGAUGAAAUUACACGGUUCCAUCGACGCCGCCAUCAGGUUGCGGAACUACCGCAGACAGAGGAACAUCCGGCCAGGUAUGUUGCCACACGUCAACUCCCUGCAACCGAGCGACGCAAGUCAACCAAGUUCGAGCACCACUUCGUGGACAUUGCUACGUACAGCCGCGGUUCAGUAUUUGGCAUCGGUGAGCAUAUGGUCGACAGGGCUGUGUUCGCACGCACCAACGUCCAGUGUUUGUUGAUACCGCGCUACUGGCUGCUGGAGAAACCCCAAAACCGUGGUAAUAUCUGGAACCGCAUCCGGAUCUUUCUCGAACAGCGGCAACCGUCGCGCGAACGGUUGUUUCGUUGGUUUCUCAACGAGCUGCUCUGGCACCGGUACCGUAAGCAGCUGGUGGAUGAUUUCCUACUAGUGCAUGCGCCACGUCAUCUGCCACGAUUGAUCGAUGUCCCGCUGGUGUGCCGCAUCGAGGAGUGUGACGUGCCGAACGAAACCGGCUAACC